Rhincodon typus (whale shark) is the source of this 2578-nucleotide messenger RNA. Its product is annotated as pyruvate dehydrogenase [acetyl-transferring]-phosphatase 1, mitochondrial-like. Gene Ontology annotation, biological process: protein dephosphorylation. Lineage: Eukaryota; Metazoa; Chordata; Chondrichthyes; Orectolobiformes; Rhincodontidae. The coding region runs from base 283 to 1890 and encodes 535 amino acids. The record is from RefSeq and is a predicted model, not a curated record. The transcript has 3 exons. Gene Ontology annotation, molecular function: protein serine/threonine phosphatase activity; cation binding.
CCCACCUCUAUCUCCUGGCAGAGAGAGGGGCUGAGUGCUCCAACCUGCUGCAUCAGUAUGUGCAGAGUGGAGUGGAGUGGAGAGAGACAGAGAGGAGCGGUGGCCACAAUAGCUGAUUUCUGCUGGAUGUAGGUCCUUCGACGAGUUGGGAAGCUUUUGUGGUUGGUGGCCACUUGGAAAUCUCAAAACAAUGGAGAUUAACUGACUUCGUUAGGUAUUGUCACUGCCACAAUGCUGACAAAGCCAAUGGAGUCUUGAUCAGGAUUACCUACAUUGAAGGAAAUGUUGGGAGUGGGUGGCACCACAGAUCGUAUUCGUCAUGUUGGGAACUCCAGAGGAAUCUAUCUUUCAGCCUCCGUACUGAGCAACCACUUUGGUGGGAAAUGGACAUCCAGGGAUCUUUGCAGUGGACAUUCUGUCAAAACUCUGCCAGGUUCACGUAAUCAGAGGAGGCCAUACACACUCCAGCAUAGCAGAACCUACAGGGCCCAACCUCAGCCCUACCAGCUGACACUGCCACAAAUUAACAACAUCCUGAAAACCAACGAGUACAGCUUCAAGGUGCCAGAGUUUGACGGCAGGAACAUCAGUUCAGUGCUGGCCUUCGACAGUAAUCAGCUAGCUUCCAAUGUCCCCAUGGAGGACCGGCGCAGUGCGGCCAGCUGCCUGCAGAGCCGGGGGAUGCUGCUGGGGGUGUUCGAUGGCCAUGCUGGCUGUGCCUGUGCUCAGGCUGUCAGUGAAAGGUUGCUGUAUUACAUUGCUGUGUCGUUGCUGCCUCGCAAGACCUUAAUCGAGAUAGAAGACGCGGUUGAAAACGAGCGACCGGUAUCACCUAUUUUGCACUGGCACAAGCAUCCCAAUGAUUAUGUGAGCAGGGAGGCAGGAAGGCUUUACUUCACCAGUUUAAGGACUUAUUGGCAAGAACGCAUUGACCUGGUGGAUGAAGAAAAUCUGGAUACCAGUGCUGCUUUGAAACGUGCCUUCAAACGUCUGGACAGUGACAUCUCUCUGGAAGCUCAGAUUGGAGCAGGCAAUCCGUUCACCAAUUACACUGCACUUCGGGUAGCUCUGUCCGGCUCCACAGCUUGUGUCACACACAUCGACGGCACUGACGUGCACGUGGCAAAUGCUGGCGAUAGCCGAGCAGUGCUGGGAGUCCAAAAUCCUGACGGCUCCUGGUCGGCCCUGACACUGAGCGCCGAUCACAAUGCCCAGAAUCCUGAGGAGAUUCUGAGGGUCCAGUCAGAGCACCCCGCGUCGGAGGAGAAGACAGUCGUGAGGCACGACAGGCUGCUGGGCCUCCUGAUGCCUUUCAGGGCGUUCGGAGACGUGAAGUUCAAGUGGAGCUUGGAGCUCCAGAAGCGAGUGCUGGAAAGCCGACCAGAGUUGCUGACAGGUGACGAGUUCUCCAGAAGCUACCCGGCCAACUACUACACUCCGCCUUACCUCACUGCCGAACCCGAAGUCACUCAUCACAGGCUGCGGCCCCAGGACAAGUUCCUGAUUCUGGCUACUGACGGCCUGUGGGACGUCAUGCACAGGCAAAACGUGGUGCAGAUUGUAGGGGAGCACCUCGCCAGUCUGCACUUCCAGCAGCCCAUCUCUGCGGCAGGCUACAAGGUAACAGUGGGCCAGAUGCACAGCCUGCUGCAGGAGAGGAAGGCUCGCGUGUCCUCAGCUUUCAAAGACCAGAAUGUUGCCACCCAUUUGAUCCGCCAUGCACUGGGCAGCAACGAGUUUGGCAGCAUUGAGCACAGCCGCCUGUCGAAAAUGCUCAGCUUGCCUGAGGAGAUGGCCAGAAUGUACAGGGAUGAUAUAACAGUGGUGGUGGUGCAGUUGAAUUCUCACCUCAUUGGGGCAUACAACAGAGCUGAAGCCAGCGUCGACUGAGAGCGCAUUCUGCCUGCUACUGUAUCGGAAACUGGAGACUGGUGCCACAAGGCAACAAAAAUAUUUUCAGUGAUGAUGAUGUAAUGCAAGGGAAGGAAAUGACAUGUUAAAGUUUCGCUCUUCACCUCCCUCCUGUCUCCAUCCAACUUCGCCAUUUACCCUGAGCAAAAUGUAUUUUAAGUGGCUCAAAGCCCUGGCAUUUUUCAAUUUUGUUACACACGCCAACUGUUCAACAACCUGCAUUCCUCCAAUUCUAGCCUAUUCUGCUUCCAUAGUUUUUAACUGCUCUGCCGCUGAUGAACCUGGCUUCAGCUACCUAUGCCUUGCUUUCUGGAAUUCCCACCCUAAACCUGUCCAGCUGGUUAGUUCUAUCUGACACGUUUCGGGCCUAGGCCCAAAACGUCAGCCUUCCUGAUGCUGCUUGGCCUGCUGUGUUCAUCCAGCUCUACACUUUGUUAUCUCAGAUUCUCCAGCAUCUGCAGUUCCUGCUUUCUCUGGUUAGUUCUGUCUUCUCCUUUUGAGACUCCCCUUGAAACCAACACUUUGUCAAAAGCUUUCUGUCCAUGUUCUACUAUAUAAGGUCAAAUUUUGUUGCGAAUUUUCCUGUGAAACACUUUGAGAUGUUUAAGGUACUGGAUAAUUGCAAUUGUUUUUUGCUUAAUUGGAAAUUAAAUUUCUGGUAUAGGUC